This is a messenger RNA of Zootoca vivipara (common lizard), 3863 nucleotides long. The record is from RefSeq and is a predicted model, not a curated record. Lineage: Eukaryota; Metazoa; Chordata; Lepidosauria; Squamata; Lacertidae.
GGAGGGGCCUCCAUCCACAUUCCCGGAAGAGAAGGAGGUCGGCAGAGGAGGAGGAGGGAAAAGAGAUAAAAAUAGGAUUUCCUCCCCCCUUCACCCUCCAAAGAAGACAAAGGCAGUGAGAAUUAUGGGGGCCAUGUUCAAUGUGAAUAACGAAGAAAUCAUUUAAAUGCAUGGAGUGUGGAAAGAGAAAACAUUUGAAAGUAUGGAGUAUGGGAAGAGCUUCAAUGACAGUGGAACACUAAUAAAACAUCAGCAGACUCACACAGGGGGGAAACCAUUUGAAUGCAUGGAGUGUGGAAAGAGCUUCAGUCACAAUGGAAUCCUGAGAAUUCAUCAACGGAGUCACACUGUGGAGAAACCAUUUGAAUGCAUGGAGUGUGGAAAGAGCUACAGUCAGAGUGGAACACUAAGACUACAUAAACGGACUCACACUGGUGAGAAACCAUUUAAAUGCAUGGAGUGUGGAAAGAGCUUCAGUAGGAGUGGACAUCUUAGAAGUCAUCAACGGACUCACAGAGGGGAGAAACCCUUUGAAUGCAUGGAAUGUGGAAAUAGCUUCAGUGACAGUGGAACACUUAGAAAACAUCAUCGGACUCACACGGGGGAGAAACCAUUUAAAUGCAUGGAGUGUGGAAAGAGCUUCAGUCAGAGUGGAGACCUUAGAAUUCAUCAACGGAGUCACACUGGUGAGAAACCAUUUAAAUGUAUGGAGUGUGGAAAGAGCUACAGACACAGUGGGAACCUUAGAACCCAUCAACGGAGUCACACAGGCGAGAAACCAUUUGAAUGUAUGGAGUGUGGAAAGAGCUUCAGUCGGAGUGGAAACCUUAGAAUUCAUCUACGGACUCACACAGGGGAGAAACCAUUUAAAUGUAUGGAGUGUGGAAAGAGCUUCAGUAUGAGUGGACAUCUUAGAAGUCAUCAACGGACUCACACAGGGGAGAAACCAUUUAAAUGUAUGGAGUGUGGAAAGAGCUUCAGUCGGAGUGGAAACCUUAGAAUUCAUCUACGGACUCACACAGGGGAGAAACCAUUUAAAUGCAUGGAAUGUGGAAAGAGCUUCACUGACAGUGGAACACUUAGAAAACAUCAAUGGACUCACACAGGAGAGAAACCAUUUAAAUGCAUGGAGUGUGGAAAGAGCUUCAGUCAGAGUGGAGACCUUAGAAUUCAUCAAUGGACUCACACUGGUGAGAAACCAUUUAAAUGCAUGGAAUGUGGAAAUAGCUUCAGUGACAGUGGAACACUUAAAAAACAUCAUCGGACUCACACGGGGGAGAAACCAUUUAAAUGCAUGGAGUGUGGAAAGAGGUUCAGUCAGAGUGGAGACCUUAGAAUUCAUCAACGGACUCACACUGGUGAGAAACCAUUUAAAUGCAUGGAAUGUGGAAAGAGCUUCACUUACAGUGGAACACUUAGAAAACAUCAAUGGACUCACACAGGAGAGAAACCAUUGGAAUGUAUGGAGUGUGGAAAGGGCUUCACUUCUAAUCAAGUACUUAGAAUUCAUCAACAGACACACACAGGAGAGAAACCAUUUAAAUGCAUGGAGUGUGGAAAGAGCUUCAGUCAGAGUGGACACCUUAGAAUUCAUCAACAGAGACAUACAGGAGAGAAACCAUUUGAAUGCAUGGAGUGUGGAAAGAGCUUUAUUGAUGGUACAACAUUGACUAACCAUCAUCAAACUCACACAGGGGAGAAACCAUUUAAAUGUAUAGAGUGUGGAAAGAGCUUCAGUCAGAGUGGAAAACUAAGAAGGCAUCAACGGACUCACACAGGGGAGAAACCAUUUAAAUGCAUGGAAUGUGGAAAGAGCUUCACUGACAGUGGAACACUUAGAAUUCAUCAACGGACUCACACAGGAGAGAAACCAUUUAAAUGCAUGGAGUGUGGAAAGAGCUUCAGUCAGAGUGGAACACUAAGACUACAUCAAUGGACUCACACUGGUGAGAAACCAUUUAAAUGUGUGGAAUGUGGAAAGAGCUACACUAAGAGUAGAAACCUUAGAAUUCAUCAACGGACUCACACAGGAGAGAAACCAUUUAAAUGCAUGGAGUGUGGAAAGAGCUUCAGUCGGAGUGGAAACCUUCGAAUUCAUCAACGAACUCACACAGAGGAUAAACCAUUUCAUUGUAUGGAAUUUGGAAAGAGCUUCACUAAGAGUGAACACCUUAGAAUUCAUCAACGGACUAACACUGGUGAGAAACCAUUUAAAUGCAUGGAGUGUGGAAAGAGCUUCACUUAUAGUGGAACACUAAGACUACAUCAGCGGACUCACACAGGGGAGAAACCAUUUAAAUGCGUGGAAUGUGGGACAAGCUUCAGUCAGAAUGGACACCUUAGAAUUCAUCAACAGACUCACACUGGUAAGAAACCAUUUAAAUGUAUGGAGUGUGGAAAGAGCUUCAGUCAGAGUGGAAACCUUAGAAUUCAUCAAUGGAGUCACACUGGGGAGAAACCAUUUCAAUGCAUGGAGUGUGGAAAGAGCUUCAGUCAGAGUGGACUUCUUACAAAACACCACCAAACUCAUAAAGGGGAGAAACCAUAUACCGGUAAGUGCUAGGGAAGAGGAUAGAGGUUGAGUUGUGGUGGAAGUCUUACAAACCACCAAGUCUUAGAGACUCCCAUAGGCAAGAGCUAUAAGAGUGGAAACUCUAUAGGCCAUCAAUUACUUCAAAGAAGAGAAAUGGUUCAACAGAAGGAAUGUGGAAUCUACUUUGGUUAUUAUAGAAUGCUUGUCCAAAACAUCCACCGACUUCCAUGGGGUGGAACGAUUUAGAGUAUAGAACCUAAGAGAGUGAUAAGGGUCAACUUCCUCCAAAUCCACCAGCUGCCCCAAGGCAGGAGCCCCCCUCUGGGCCCAGAGGGUGGAAAGCCUCCCUCCACUUUUUCCCCCCCGAAGAGGCAGGCGCCCCAGAACAAAACGGAAAUAUUGAUAGUUAACAACUCUACAGACAUCUUUUUAAUAUCUUCAUGCGCCCCCUCGCCCAGAUUGUCCAGAGGUUUUGUAGCCUUAUUUGCUGAUAAGGGUCCUUAAGUUGCGCCCAGGCAGGGACAGAGACAGCCAAUAAUGACACCGGGGUUGAAUUCAGAGAAAGAAUUUAAUCCUUAAAUUUAAGGGACUCUCGGUGAUCCAUGUUUCACGACAAAAGUAAGCAAAGACAGUUUUACCUGAGGCUUUUAUCCACUUCUUGGGCUCCUUUCCCCCUCCUCUGUAAAUGUGUUCACGCAAGGGGGUCACAGGUUACAAAUCCAUAUUAGGAAAAUCCGUAUCCUGUCCUUCUCAUAAACACAAAGGGGGUCACAAGGACAUAUAAGGAAUAUCCGUGUCCGGUCCUGUGCAUAAACACAUGCUGACUCAGCAAAGCCUUCAGCAAGACCAGUUCCCAGGGCAAUGCUUAUGCGUCAAGCUGACAAGGCCUCAUCCGCUGAUAAGCCUCUCUGCCUCUCAUUCUGUGUUCCAGACAAGGUCAGCUCUUAGCAAGCUGGGCAUCCUGUCUUGCUAUCGAAUGUUUUCUUUACACUUUGGCCUACUUUGGUACACAGAGAGAGGCAAAGAAGAAAGCAUUUUAAGCAAGACAUCCCAGGGAUAUGGGGGGGCUAAGCCAUACAGUCAGAAUUAUAUAAUGCAAAAUAUAUGAUUUAGCUCAAUAACACAAUUGGCAAAUCUCUCCCUUCAGUUUGGGCUGGGUUGUCAUCAAUAUGCUGCUGACACCCAGAUUUAUCUGUUGAUGGAUAGCCAUCCUGCCUCAGCCCCGGACACACUGACCAAGUGCUUGGAAGCUGUGGCUGGAUGGCUACGUGGGAGUCGGCUGAAGCUAACUCCUUCGAAGACAGAGGUCCUCUGGCUGGGUUGGGAUGAC